Messenger RNA from Electrophorus electricus (electric eel), 2961 nucleotides. RefSeq names its product zinc finger protein 513a (gene znf513a). Lineage: Eukaryota; Metazoa; Chordata; Actinopteri; Gymnotiformes; Gymnotidae. The record is from RefSeq and is a predicted model, not a curated record. Gene Ontology annotation, biological process: positive regulation of transcription by RNA polymerase II. Gene Ontology annotation, cellular component: nucleus.
CAUUAUUUGUACUAUAUCUAUUUUUUAAAAUCUAUUCUUAUCUAUUGCACUAUGUCUGUUUUUUUGUAUUCCAUUUGUGUCUUGUCAUUUAUGUACAUUACUGCUGCAAGACAGAAAUUUCCCUUGGGGAUAAAUAAAGUACUGUCUGUCUGUCUGUCAAUCCACCCAUCCAUCUGUAUAAAAUGAUGAAUGUUCUAUGAUUUAAAAAAGAUGUGAACAUUGCAGAAUUUUUUACGAUGCAAAGCAAGAGUCUUGUAUUAGCACAUCAGGACAGAGUGCAGCUUCUCAGUAAAUUGAAUUUCCUUCAGGAGCAUUUGGAAUAUUACAUGUUUUUUGUUUUGUGGGUUUUUGUCACCUUAUUAAUGUUGACACCAUGUCCAGUAGAUGGCAGCAAAAUGCAAUGACCAUAAAACGAAGGUUUGUGAAAUGGUGGAUUCUGAAGAUGGCCUAGGCAUUAAUACUUCAGCAAGCCUUACCUUUGAGGGCAACUUUCUUCUGAACGAAAAUCUUGACUUCUCAGAUCAUAAUGAUGACAGGAAGAUUAUAGGCCUGGAGAGGUUUUCAGCUGAUCUUACUCUGCCUAGCUUCCAACUGGGAGACGAAGAGAGCGCCUCCUUCGCUCGCUUCAGCAUGGAGAGCGACACAGACGACAUUCAUGCCGGCGAGAGCAAGCGCGAGGGCAGCUCGUCUGAGGCUGCCUUCCCCUCAUACCUCUCCUGCCGGGGCUGCGCCCGCCUCCUAGAGGAGCCUGCAGGACCCGGGCUGGACCUAGUUGGACCCUACUGCCUACGCUGCUGCAAAGGGGACAUGAGUGUCGUGGUGGGCGAGGCUCAGUCAGUUGCCUGCUCUGGGUCUGCCUCCGACUCACAAGCCACACUUGAGGGGGCAGCCUGUGAGAGAACAGCGGGCGAGGACGGCUCGCUGAAGCUCCACUCAUGCGUGCUGUGUGGCUUCUCUUCGCGCUACACGAAUCACGUCAAGAGACACAUGAAGACCCACAACGGGGAGAAGCCAUAUAGGUGCCCGCUGUGCUCGUAUGCCUCGGCACAGCUGGUGAACCUGCAGAGGCACUUGCGCAUCCACACUGGAGAGAAACCCUACAAGUGCGAGCACUGUACUUUUGCCUGUAGUUCCUUGGGGAACCUGAAGAGGCACCAGCGCAUGCAUACAGUUGCGAAUCCUGGUCGCAGCAUGCAGCGGCCAGUGAGUAGCCAUGCCCACCAGCAUCCUGCUGCAGGCCAGAGACUCCGAGGAGAUGCUCCUGUUGCCUCAAGCGGAGAAGCCACAGAGACUGGAGUGAACUUGAGUGCUGGUGGUGAUGGCGGGUACACGCAGCCGUUUACAGGCUUGAAGCCGGAGCAGCGGUCCUCGCCAGGGAUCCGUGAGCCUGGGGCGCACGUGAACACGCAUGCGCCGCUGCCCCCACUCCUCUUCCCCUUCACCUGUCGCCUGUGUGGCCUGGCUCUUGACGACGAGGACGGCUCCUCUGCACAGAUCUGUGCCAAGUGCACACUGGAGAUGCUGACGAAAGAUGCGGCGGGCGUCGGCAGCGAGCGAGGUGACCGGGUGUACACGUGUGCUGCCUGCCCCUUCCUUACGCACUACCCCAACCACCUGGCCCGCCACAUGAAGACACACAGUGGCGAGAAGCCGUACAAGUGCCCGCAGUGCGACUACGCCUCUGCCCACUUCGAUAACCUCAAGCGGCACCACCGCGUGCACACGGGCGAGAAACCCUACAAGUGCCACCUGUGCGACUACGCCUGCGGCAACCUGGCCAACCUGAAGCGGCACCAGCGCGUGCACUCGGGCGCCAAGCCCUUCCAGUGCGCCAUGUGCAGCUACAGCUGCAAUCAGAGCAUGAACCUGAAGAGGCACAUGCUGCGGCACACCGGCGAGAAGCCCCACAAGUGCCAGGAAUGCGGCUACACCACAGGCCACUGGGACAACUACAAGAGGCACCAGAAGAAGCAUGGACUAGCCACUGAUGGCUGGGUGAAGGUGCGGCUGCCUGGCAAUGAGGUAGAGGGGGAGGAGGAGGAGGAGGAGGUGUAGCCUGGCAACAAGAGAGGUGAUUGUAUUAUGAGGCGCGAGAGAGGGGGAGACUGAGAUUAUACUGCAGAUAGCAGGUGACGAAGUGUUACUGUACCAGCAUAAGCUUGCUUAUUCUGUUUUCUGUAUUUUUUCAUGUUUCUUAAAAACACCCAAGCUGCUAAACAGAUUUGUUGCAUAAGCUUGAAGAUUUAAACAGAAUGUUUAAAUGCAUUUGAAUGGGAUUGGGCAAUUCAGGACUUCACAGAGGCCUAAGGGGACUGCCCUUGUUUCAUUUGUCAGUGCCAAACACAUUGUGUACUUUUUACCUUGACUGAAAUGCAAUUUAUCACUCUGUUUACCUUGCACGCCUGUUCACCAUUACUCUGCACCACUGCCUAUAGAACAAUCCAACUGUAUGUUCUCACUGAGUAAACCUUGCUCAGAGGCCUUUGCUGCUCAAAUGGAGUUUUAAAACUGCACAACAGCCCUUUACAAACCACUUGUUUACAUCACUGUCAACACCAGUAUCAACACUGCAGCUUUCAGUUAUGCAGUAAUUAUUGGGGACAGCGUUGCUUUUUGGUUGUGUUUUAACUGUGAAAAAGCCCAUUUUGUAUGUGUAUUUGAAGCAGGAUGGUGCAGUGUAAACAUGCAUUCAUACUUAUUGUAAACCUUUUGUUUUCAUAUGCAUUUUUUUGUGGGUGAAUUUCAAAAGAAUGUUUGGCAUGUAUUUGCCAACAGUGGCAUUAAGUCAAAGAAAAGGGACCAUAAAUUCUUUAUGCAGUUUAUAACUUUCAGGUUGCCAAGGAAUUAACAAACCUUGAGAUGGAAUCCCUUAAGUGUGAGGUGCUUGAGUGUUCUCUUGUAAUUAUGCAGUUGUUUCUACUUGCCUUAAGUAUUCUGAAAUAAAACUCUUUUGUGGUGGUA